GCUCUCUGAGAGGCUGGGACCAAGGACCAGCUCCCAGGCCAGCAGGGUAUAGCUUGUCUCAAAGCAUCUGCCCAACCUUCAAGUUGAUUUGUAUUUUUGCAGCCCAGCAAUCAAGAAUCCCCAGGGAGACACUUAAAGGAAAUUAAACUGCAGAGUGCAAGAGAUGCUUCAGUCAAGUCAGCCAGGAACGCGUGGGUCAUCCCUGAGCCCCAGAGCGUGACAGAGCCCGGAUGACACGGACACGGUGGCUGCUGUCACUUCCGCGGUGCGUGCCUUUGACAGGCUUUGAAUUGAAGGCAAGUGCUUCAGAAUUUGCAUCCAUCGUUCUGUCUUUCCUGGGAAGUUAUUCAUCCUGGUGGGCAGCCCACCGACAGAAUGGAUUUAGAUCUACUGGACCUGAAUCCCAGAAUUAUUGCUGCAAUUAAGAAAGCCAAACUGAAAUCAGUAAAGGAGGUUUUACACUUUUCUGGACCGGACUUGAAGAGACUGACCAACCUCUCCAGCCCCGAGGUCUGGCACUUGCUGAGAACGGCCUCCUUACACCUGCGGGGAAGCAGCAUCCUUACAGCGCUGCACCUGCACCAGCAGAAGGAGCGGUUCCCGGCCCAGCACCAGCGCCUGAGCCUCGGCUGCCCGGUGCUGGACUCGCUCCUCCGCGGUGGCCUGCCUCUGGACGGCAUCACCGAGCUGGCCGGACGCAGCUCGGUGGGGAAGACCCAGCUGGCGCUGCAGCUCUGCCUGGCUGUGCAGUUUCCGCGGCAGCACGGAGGCCUGGAGGCUGGUGAGUGGCCAUGCCUUCCAUGGGGUCUGGGCAGGUGGGCGGCCCCUGCUGUGUUUGGGACAGCUUUCCGUUGAGGUGGGGGAGUGGCCGCCUCUUGCACCAUUCCUACCAUUGUGUCUCCCUCCUCCUUCUGGUCCUGACUGCCCUCGCUCCUUCCAGAACAGGGAGGGGAAGUGAGGCUGGGCUCAGCUGACAGCAGGAGGGGUGGGAGGGUACAAACCCCACCACCAGGCAGCCUGCCCUGCAUCCUGCCCUCAGCAGAGCUAGGCCAGGGGUCGCUGGCUGAGCACAGCGAUGCCGGCCCAGGUUCCACACAGCUGC
Molecule: messenger RNA, 1102 nt
Organism: Macaca mulatta (Rhesus monkey)
Lineage: Eukaryota; Metazoa; Chordata; Mammalia; Primates; Cercopithecidae
Source: RefSeq, a predicted model, not a curated record